Molecule: messenger RNA, 1203 nt
Organism: Arthroderma uncinatum
Lineage: Eukaryota; Fungi; Ascomycota; Eurotiomycetes; Onygenales; Arthrodermataceae
Product: 4-hydroxyphenylpyruvate dioxygenase
Exons: 4
Coding region: 1-1203 (400 amino acids)
Biological process (GO): L-tyrosine catabolic process
Molecular function (GO): 4-hydroxyphenylpyruvate dioxygenase activity
Source: RefSeq, a predicted model, not a curated record
AUGGCUCCCGCUGCCGACGUCCCCCAGACCACCGCUGCCCCAGCAGACAUCUCCCAGUACAAGGGAUACGACCACGUUCACUGGUACGUUGGAAACGCAAAGCAGGCUGCCACAUACUAUGUCACCCGUCUGGGUUUCAAGAAGAUCGCCUAUCGUGGUCUGGAAACCGGCCUCAAGACCAUCGCCUCUCACGUCGUCUCCAACGGUGCCGUCACAUUCGUCCUCACCUCCCCUCUCCGGUCACUUGAGCAAGCUUCUCGCUAUCCCGCUGAAGAAAAGGCCCUUCUCGAGGAGAUUCACGCCCAUCUCGAAAAGCACGGUGACGGUGUCAAGGAUGUUGCUUUCGAAGUCGACUCUGUCGACGCCGUCUUUGACGCUGCUGUGAAGAACGGCGCCAAGGUCAUUUCCGAGGUCAAGGUCUCCGAGGACGAGCAAGGCCAUAUCAAGUAUGCUACCAUCCAGACCUAUGGCGAGACCACACACACUCUCAUCGAGAGGAAGGCGUACAAGGGCCUUUUCUUGCCUGGAUACCGUGAUGAAUCUGGCAGCCCCGACCCAAUUUCCGAGUUCCUACCACCAGUUAAGCUUGAGAGGAUAGACCACUGCGUCGGCAACCAGGACUGGGAUGAGAUGGAGAAGGUCUGCGACUACUAUGAGAAGGUUCUCGGAUUUCACCGUUUCUGGUCCGUUGACGACAAGGAUAUCUGCACUGAAUUCUCCGCCCUCAAGAGUAUCGUUAUGUCCUCCCCCAACGACAUUGUAAAGAUGCCCAUCAACGAACCCGCCAAGGGCAAGAAGCAGUCCCAGAUCGAGGAAUACGUCGACUUCUACAGCGGUGCCGGUGUUCAGCACAUCGCCCUGCGAACCGACAACAUUAUCGAGGCCAUCACCCAGCUCAAGGCCCGUGGUUUGGAGUUCAUCAAGGUCCCAGAGACCUACUAUGACGACAUGCGUGUGCGUUUGAAGAAGCAGGGAAUGGUCCUCGAGGAAGACUUCGAGGCUCUCAAGAAGCUUGACAUCCUUAUCGACUUUGACGAGGGUGGCUAUCUCCUACAGCUUUUCACCAAGCAUCUCAUGGACCGUCCCACCGUCUUCAUCGAAAUCAUCCAACGCCGCAACUUCUCCGGAUUCGGAGCUGGUAACUUCCGCGCUCUCUUCGAGGCCAUAGAACGCGAACAGGCUCUCCGAGGAAACCUGAUAUAG